This is a messenger RNA of Cucurbita pepo subsp. pepo (vegetable marrow), 597 nucleotides long. RefSeq names its product Integrase-type DNA-binding superfamily protein. NCBI's taxonomy places the organism in Eukaryota, Viridiplantae, Streptophyta, Magnoliopsida, Cucurbitales, Cucurbitaceae. Gene Ontology annotation, molecular function: DNA-binding transcription factor activity; transcription cis-regulatory region binding. The record is from RefSeq and is a predicted model, not a curated record. Gene Ontology annotation, cellular component: nucleus. Gene Ontology annotation, biological process: positive regulation of DNA-templated transcription; response to stress.
GUUAUUCUAUGUCUUUCAUAUGUCUCACCUUCAACAAUAACAACAAUGGAAACAAAGCCCAGAAAACCCACCACCAACGUCGCUCAAGCCAGCUCCCGCAAGGGCUGCAUGAGAGGCAAAGGCGGACCCGACAACGCCUCAUGCACAUUCAAAGGCGUUCGCCAGCGUACUUGGGGCAAAUGGGUCGCUGAAAUUCGCCAGCCAAAUCGCGGCGCUCGACUCUGGCUUGGCACGUUCGACACCGCCCAUGAAGCUGCCGUGGCUUACGACGCUGCCGCUCGUAAGCUCUAUGGGUCUGAUGCUAAGCUCAACCUCCCUCAAACUGCGUCAGAGCCUCAACAGUCUGCGCCCACCGUUGCAAUGCCGUCGGCCUCUCCACCGGUGGCGGAGAUGGAGCCAGUCGGAGGGCUGUGGGGAAGUGAGGAUGUGAAUUUUGAUGAGUCGAUAUGGAGAGAGGCGGUGAUGUCUUUGGAUUUUCCUAUGAUUGGUGAUGAUGAAGGGUUUUAUUUCGAUGGGGUGGGAGGCCGGGACGCUAUGCAGUGGUGCAUGUGAUGCGAUUCAAUAUUAUACGUAGAUAAUCAUAUGUGUGUGUAAAAA